Staurois parvus is the source of this 282-nucleotide messenger RNA. The record is from the annotation of a GenBank genome assembly. Lineage: Eukaryota; Metazoa; Chordata; Amphibia; Anura; Ranidae.
UCACCGGGUCCCGGCCUGUGAUUACUCGACGGCACCCCGUGAUCACCGAGUAUUACCGACUGGGGAGAGACCUGUAUCUCCUGCACACUGCUUUGUAUGGCUCUGCAUAGCAAUGUGCUUACAGUUGAAAGCACAGCACAUAAUGUGAAACUGCACACAGUUAACCCUUUGAUUGCCCCUCAUGUUAACCCCUUCCUGCCCAGUGCCAUUAGUACAGUGUCAGUGCUUUUUAUUAGCACUGAUACUGUACUGGUGUCACUGGGGAAGUCAGUGACACUGUUA